Messenger RNA from Bipolaris maydis ATCC 48331, 2127 nucleotides. NCBI's taxonomy places the organism in Eukaryota, Fungi, Ascomycota, Dothideomycetes, Pleosporales, Pleosporaceae. The record is from RefSeq and is a predicted model, not a curated record.
AUGCGACUGCUCGAGAUACAACAAGAUGGCACAAUUGCGCUCACAGAGGACCUUGUGGGCACCGAUAACGUGCCCAGCUACGCUAUACUCUCGCACACCUGGCUGUCUGGUCAGGAGGUCACCUUCGACGAGUUUACCAGAGGCCUUGGACGUGACAAGGCUGGCUUCGACAAGAUCCGCUUCUGCGCACAGCAGGCGAAGCCGCUGGUUUACUCGAGGUUGGACGCUCCAAGAGCUGCUUGCCCCGCGCGUUGCGAACGAGACAGCCUAAAACAACUCAUCCACGAGAUCACAAACAUUCCCUGCCCGGCCCUUACAGGAGCCCCAUUAAAUACCUUCAGCGUAGAGGAGCGCCUGUCUUGGUCCAACCAGCGUCAGACUAUGCGUGAAGAAGACAAGGCGUACUCGUUGCUGGGUAUCUUUGGCGUCUUCACGUUCCUCAACUAUGGCGAAGGUGAGACCAAUGCUUUCAAAAGGUUACGAAAAGCGAUCGCAGAAGACUCACAGGAAUCGCCCCAGCCACAGGCGUCAGCGGGGAGCCUUGGAGGGAGUAUCGCAGCCUAUGCACCUCCUGUCCAAAAACCCUCCUACUACAUACCAUUUCCCAAGAACCAAUACUUCGUCGGAAGGAGAGAAGAGCUCGAGAUCCUCAAGCAAACGCUGCUCGAGGACACAGGAUGCCAAAAGAUGUCGAUUGUGGGACUCGGUGGGGCUGGGAAGACUCAGCUAGCCUUGUCGUUCGCAUACACAAUUAAAAAGACCAUGCCAGCCGUAUCGAUUUUCUGGAUGCCUGCACUCAGUAUGGAGAGCUACGAGCAAGCCUGCGUGGCCGUUGCCGCUGCUUUGCACAUCAGCCAAGCGGAGACGAAUAAAGACAACAUAAAAGAGCUAGUGAAAGAGCAUCUAAGUACAGAUCAGGCAGGACCCUGGCUACUUGUGCUCGACAAUGUAGAUGAUCACGACAUCUUAUAUGGCACCGAGCAUGCUGCGGGUAUCAUCGACUACCUGCCGGAGAACGAGAAGGGCAUGACCGUGUUCACUACACGAGUGCAAGAGCUAGCCGUGUCUUUGACGCGAGGCGACGUUCUGGAACUGGGGUCUAUGAGCAAACCAGAUGCCAUGAACUUCUUGGAGAAGUCUUUAAUCAGAAAGAACCCCACUGAGGAAUGCGAAGAGCUAUUGAAUGAGUUGACGUGCCUUCCUUUGGCAAUCUCCCAGGCUUCCGCGUACCUGAACAUGAACAGAACAACUAUUACAAAGUAUCUGCGGCUACUGAGACACACAGAGCAAGACACCAUCAAUCUGAUGAGAAAAGAAUUCCGGGACCAAACACGCUACAAGGGCUCGGCAAACGCAGUGGCCUCGACGUGGGUAGUAUCGUUCAGUCAGCUCCGAGAGCGCGAUAUAGUGGCAGCAGAUCUGCUGGCAUUCAUGUCGUGCAUCGAGUGGAAGGCAAUACCUCAGUCGCUGUUGCCGAAAGUACAGUCGCAAGAGCGAUUAGAGGAGGCUAUUGGCACGCUCUGCGGUUACUCGUUUGUAUCGAGGCGGCAAGGCGAUAACACUCGUGAGGUUGAUGGAGAAGAAGAAUGGUACGACUUACAUCGACUUGUUCAUCUGGCUACCAAAGUUUGGGUAGACAAGUGUAGUAGUGCUGCAAGUGUGGGCCAACAAGCUAUGGCACGUGUUGUUGAGGUCUUCCCGAGCGAUGAAUAUGCCAAUCGGGCUGUAUGGAGAGCAUAUAUGCCUCAUGCACUACGACUGCUGGAUACAAAAACAACUGUUGAUGCUCAAACCAGAGCUGACUUAAGUUAUGUCGUGGCACAAUGCCUACUCUUCGACGGUAGAGUUCCAGAAGCAACGAGGUGGGCGGAGGAGUGCUGCCGGUGCAGAGACGUGCUAGACGAAGAUGAUGCAGACCGACUGGUAGCCCAGCAUCAGCUUGCUAUUUCCUACAAGGCUAAUGGACAGAUUGAGGACUCUAUCAGACUACUAGAGCAUAUAGUCAGAGUGGAAGACACUACACUCGAAGAGACUCACCCUGAUCGGCUAGCGUCGCAGCAUCAGCUUGCUAUUUCCUAUNGCUUGCUGUUUCCUACGAGGCUAAUGGACAGAUUAAGGACUCUAUAA